GGAUGCCAUAACAUACACUUAGCAAAGUUAACUAUUAAGUUGUCAGGAUGAAAGGUCGGGAGGCUUGCCUUUAACUGGGCAGUGAGGAUGGGGAAAGCACAUUGCUCCUUAGCAUCUGCUUCCCUUGAGGCAAAAAGUAAAGAAGAAACAAGACCAUCAUAGAAAGUCAUUGUAACAGAAGUGCCCUGGAAAUCACGAUGGACGAAUUCUGCCACUCUACUUUUUGGAAUCUCUCAUUAUUGAAUAGUCCAGAAGCUGACCUGCCUCUUUGUUUUGAGCAAACUGUUCUUGUGUGGAUUCCCUUGGGCUUUCUUUGGCUCUUGGCCCCUUGGCAACUUUACAGUAUAUACAGAUCCAGGACCAAGAGAUCUUCUAUAACCAAAUUCUACCUUGCCAAGCAGGUGUUCGUAGGGUGUCUUCUUAUUUUAGCAGCCAUAGACUUGUCUCUUGCACUCACAGAAGAUACUGGACAAGCCACAAUUCCUCCUGUUAGAUAUACGAAUCCAAUUCUCUACCUAUGCACAUGGCUCCUGGUGUUGGUGAUCCAACACAGCAGGCAAUGGUGUAUACAGAAGAACUCUUGGUUCCUGUCCAUGUUCUGGAUUCUCUCUCUAUUAUGCGGUAUAUUCCAGUUUCAGACUCUGAUACGAGCACUCCUGAAGGAUAGCAAGUCCAACAUGGCCUAUUCCUGCCUGUUCUUCGUCUCCUAUGGUUUCCAGAUUGUCAUUUUGAUCCUUUCAGCCUUUUCAGAAUCAAGUGACUCAACACAUGCCCCAUCAGCUACAGCUUCAUUUCUGAGUAGCAUUACGUUUAGUUGGUAUGAUAGCACUGUUCUGAAAGGUUACAAGCAUCCGUUGACACUAGAAGAUGUGUGGGAUGUUGAAGAAAAGCUUAAAGCCAAGUCACUCAUCAGCAAGUUUGAGACGAUUGUGACAAAGGACCUGCAGAAAGCCAGGCAGGCUCUUCAGAGGCGGCUGAAGAAGUCCCAGCAGAGCCCUGAGGGCAUGCCACACGGAUUGACCAAGAAGCAGAGUCAGAGCCAAGAUGUCCUUGUCCUGGAAGAAACUAAAAAGAAGAAAAAGAAGUCUGAGGCCACCAAAGACUUUCCCAAAUCCUGGUUGGUCAAGGCUCUCUUCAAAACCUUCUAUGGGGUGAUCCUGAAGUCGAUUAUUCUGAAAUUAGCACAUGAUAUUUUUGUGUUUCUGAAUCCUCAGCUGCUGAAAUUUCUCAUUAGCUUCGUGAAAGACCCUGACUCGUAUCCAUGGGUUGGAUAUAUCUAUGCAAUCCUAAUGUUUGCUGUGACUCUCAUCCAGUCUUUGGCCCUUCAGUGUUAUUUUCAAUUUUGUUUUGUGUUGGGGAUGAAUGUACGGACAACCAUCAUAGCUUCUGUAUAUAAGAAGGCACUGACCAUAUCAAACUUGGCUAGGAGGCAGUACACGAUUGGAGAGACGGUGAACUUGAUGUCUGUCGAUUCCCAGAAGCUAAUGGACGUGGCCAACUACAUUCACUUGCUGUGGUCAAGCAUUUUACAGAUUGUUUUGUCCAUUUUCUUCCUGUGGAGAGAGCUGGGACCUUCGAUUUUAGCGGGUGUUGGGCUUAUGGUUCUCCUGAUCCCAGUUAAUGGAGUUCUGGCUACCAAGAUCAGGAAAAUUCAGGUCCAAAAUAUGAAGAAUAAAGACAAACGCUUAAAAAUCAUGAGUGAGAUUCUCAGUGGAAUUAAGAUCCUGAAAUACUUUGCCUGGGAACCUUCCUUUAAAGAGCAAGUCAUGAGCAUUCGGAAGAAAGAACUCAGGAACCUGCUGAGUUUUGGCCAGCUGCAGACGAUGUUGAUUUUCAUCUUAAACCUAACUCCAACCCUGGUGUCCGUGAUCACAUUCUCUGUUUACGUCCUGGUGGAUAGCCAAAAUGUUUUGAACGCGGAGAAGGCUUUCACAUCCAUCACCCUCUUCAACAUCCUGCGCUUUCCUCUGUCCAUGCUUCCCAUGGUGAUCUCUUCAAUCAUCCAGGCCAGUGUUUCCGUAGACCGGCUGGAGCGGUACCUGGGAGGAGAUGAUCUGGACUUGUCUGCCAUUCGCCAUGUCAGCCAUUUUGAUAAAGCUGUGCAGUUCUCAGAAGCCUCUUUUACUUGGGACCGGGACUUGGAAGCCACAAUCCAAGAUGUGAACCUGGACAUAAAACCAGGCCAACUGGUGGCUGUGGUGGGCACUGUAGGCUCUGGGAAGUCCUCUUUGAUAUCAGCCAUGCUAGGAGAAAUGGAAAAUGUUCAUGGGCACAUCACCAUCAAGGGCUCCAUAGCCUACGUCCCUCAGCAGGCCUGGAUUCAGAAUGGGACCAUCAAAGAUAACAUCCUGUUCGGGUCAGAAUUCAAUGAAAAGAAGUACCAGCAAGUUGUCGAAGCCUGUGCUCUCCUCCCAGACUUGGAAAUGUUGCCUGGAGGAGACAUGGCUGAGAUCGGAGAGAAAGGUAUAAACCUCAGUGGCGGUCAGAAGCAGCGAGUCAGUCUGGCCCGAGCUACCUAUCAAGAUGCAGACAUCUAUAUUCUAGACGACCCCCUGUCGGCUGUGGACACUCACGUGGGAAAACAUAUUUUCGACAAGGUGGUGGGCCCCAAAGGCCUGCUGAGCGGCAAGACUCGGAUCUUGGUUACACAUGGCAUUCACUUCCUUCCCCAAGUGGAUGAGAUUGUUGUUCUGGGGAAAGGCACCGUCUUAGAGAAAGGAUCCUAUCGUGACCUGAUGGACAAGAAAGGGGUGUUCGCUAAGAACUGGAAGACAUUCAUGAAGCAUUCGGGGCCUGAAGGAGAGGCCACAGUCAACAGUGACAGUGAGGAAGAGGAUGAUGACUGUGGGCUGAUCCCUACUGUGGAGGAAAUUCCUGACGAUGCAGCUUCCUUGACCAUGAGAAGGGAAAACAGCCUUCGCCGAACACUGAGCCGCAGCUCUAGGUCCAGCAGCAGGCGUGGGAAGUCCCUCAAAAACUCCUUGAAAAUUAAAAGUGUGAAUACCUUGAAUAAGAAGGAAGAAGCAGUAGAAGGGCAAAAACUAAUUAAGAAGGAAUUUGUGGAAACCGGGAAGGUAAAGUUCUCCAUCUACCUGAAGUAUCUGCGAGCAGUAGGAUGGUGGUCCAUAUUCUUCAUCAUCUUCUUCUAUAUAUUGAACUAUGUUGCUUUUAUUGGCUCUAACCUCUGGCUGAGUGCUUGGACCAGUGACUCUGAAAAACAGAAUGGGACCAGCAACUCAACUUCUCAGAGGGACAUGAGAAUUGGGGUCUUUGGAGCUCUGGGAACAGCACAAGGUAUAUUUUUGCUUAUUUCAAGUCUAUGGAGUAUAUAUGCUUGCAGAGAUGCAUCCAAAACUUUGCACGGGCAGCUGCUAACCAACAUCCUUCGAGCACCCAUGAGUUUUUUUGACACAACUCCCACAGGCCGGAUUGUGAACAGAUUUGCUGGUGAUAUUUCUACGGUGGAUGACGUGCUCCCCCAGAGUUUGCGAAGCUGGCUGUUGUGUUUCUUCGCCAUAGUUAGCACUCUCGUGAUGAUCUGCAUGGCCACCCCCAUCUUCACCAUCAUCAUCAUCCCUCUGAGCAUUCUCUAUAUAUCUGUGCUGGUAGGCUUGGGAAAGACAGGCUGGGUCUCCCCCCCCCCCCCCGCUUCCGAGAUCCCUGAGACGAGUCCCUUAGGUUUAACAUGGGCAGCUCCUGUCCAGCAUCUUAGAUGUGCCCAGGAGAGGAAGCAUGCAAAUGAGAAGCAGAUUGACAUCAACCAGAAAUGUAUCUUUUCCUGGGUUACCUCCAACAGGUGGCUUGCCAUUCGCCUGGAGCUGGUUGGAAAUUUGAUUGUCUUCUGCUCCUCCUUGCUUCUGGUUAUUUAUAAGAAUUCCCUAACCGGGGACACUGUGGGCUUUGUUCUGUCCAACGCCCUCAACAUCACACAAACCCUGAACUGGCUAGUGAGGAUGACAUCAGAAGCAGAGACCAACAUCGUGGCUGUUGAGCGAAUAAAUGAAUACAUAAAUGUGGACAAUGAGGCGCCUUGGGUGACCGACAAGAAGCCUCCAGCAGAUUGGCCCAGAAAAGGUGAGAUCCAGUUCAACAACUAUCAAGUGCGGUAUCGGCCGGAGCUGGAUCUGGUACUGAAAGGGAUCACUUGUAACAUCAAGAGCACCGAGAAGGUCGGCGUGGUGGGAAGAACUGGAGCUGGGAAAUCAUCCCUCACAAACUGCCUCUUCAGAAUCUUAGAGUCUGCAGGUGGCCAGAUCAUCAUUGAUGGGAUCGAUAUUGCCUCCAUUGGACUGCACGACCUUCGAGGGAGACUGACCAUCAUUCCCCAGGACCCCGUUUUGUUCUCUGGGAAUCUGAGGAUGAAUCUCGACCCUUUCAACAAAUACUCAGAUGAGGAGAUUUGGAGGGCCCUGGAACUGGCUCACCUCAAAUCCUUUGUGGCUGGCCUGGAACUUGGGUUGCUCCAUGAAGUGACAGAGGGUGGUGACAACCUGAGCAUAGGGCAGAGGCAGCUCCUAUGCCUCGGUAGGGCUGUGCUUCGAAAAUCCAAAAUCCUGGUCCUGGACGAAGCCACCGCUGCAGUGGAUCUAGAGACGGAUAGCCUCAUUCAGACGACCAUCCGGAAUGAGUUCUCCCAAUGCACGGUCAUCACCAUCGCGCACAGGCUGCACACCAUCAUGGACAGUGACAAGAUAAUGGUCCUAGACAGCGGCAAGAUUAUUGAGUACGGCAGUCCUGAAGAACUGCUGUCCAGCAUGGGUCCCUUCUACUUGAUGGUCAAGGAAGCCGGCAUUGAAAAUGUGAACCACACGGAGCUCUAGCAGUGCUCCCUGGUUAGCGGACUAGAAGAACAUUUCCUAGUUACUUUGGUUCUCGUGACUGUGUCAUAGGGGCAAAGAUACACAGUUUGUUGCUGUUGGUCAAAGUUGGCCUCAAACUCUAAGGCUCAUGCAAUCUUCUGGUCUAAGCCACCCUAUAAAAAUACACUUAAAAGGGUAUCAUAAAUAAAUACUUAAAUAAAUA
Molecule: messenger RNA, 5022 nt
Organism: Mus pahari (shrew mouse)
Lineage: Eukaryota; Metazoa; Chordata; Mammalia; Rodentia; Muridae
Gene: Abcc2
Product: ATP binding cassette subfamily C member 2
Exons: 32
Coding region: 198-4820 (1540 amino acids)
Biological process (GO): transmembrane transport
Cellular component (GO): apical plasma membrane
Molecular function (GO): ATP binding; ABC-type transporter activity; ATP hydrolysis activity
Source: RefSeq, a predicted model, not a curated record